UUUUCUAAUUUGUUGCACAACCCUUUACGUGUCAAACCUCUGUAAAUCAAUCUUUCAACCCUUCUUUUUCGUUCCUCUCUCAAGCAUCAUGUAAUUAUCCAUGUUUCCAUCACAAUGUGGAUAUGUCUCCCCUUCUUCCUUGAAUGGCUAAUCAUCAUUCCUCUUUCUGUCAAUGCUUUACCAGAACCUAAAGGUUUCUUGAUAAACUGCGGCUCAACAACCGAAGUCGUCGAAGAAAAUGGCCUCAAAUAUGUUCCUGACCAUGACUAUGUUUCUGUUGGGAACAUUACAACCAUAAAAGAACCUGGGGUGUCGCCUAGAUUGACCUCUCUAAGGUAUUUCCCGGAUACUGUUGUUAGAAAGUUUUGCUACACUUUUCCUGCAAACAAGGGAGAGAAAUUUCUAGUGAGGGCCACAUACUACUAUGGAGGAUUUGAUGGAGGAAAGGAGCCCCCUGUUUUUGAUCAGAUCAUUGAUGGAACUUUGUGGGGUAUUGUUAACACAACAGAGGAUUAUGCUAAUCGUCUUAGCUCGUACUAUGAGAUCGUUGUCAUGGCUCAGUCGCGGUCAAUAAGUGUGUGCUUAGCAAGAAAUGGACAUACUGUUUCAAGCCCUUUUAUCUCAGCUCUUGAGGUCCUGGUUCUUGAUAACUCCCUUUACAAUGCCACUGAUUUUAAUAAAUAUGCAUUAUCAACGAUUGCUCGGACUUCCUUUGGAUAUGGUCCAGAUAUGAUUAGUUAUCCAGACGAUCCAUUUAAUCGCUAUUGGCAACCUUUUUUGGAUAAAAAUGUUGUUGAGAAUAGUCACUCAAAUGUGACUCCUUCAACAUUUUGGAAUAGUCCACCUGCAAAGGCAUUUCAAUCAGCACUCACGUCAAGCCGUGGGAAUAAUCUCACAGUCAGAUGGACAGAGUAUGACUUGCCUAGCAGUCAUUACUAUGUUGCACUUUACUUCCAAGAUACCAGAACCGUGGAUCCAGAUCACUGGAGAAUUUUCAAUGUCAGUUUAAACAAUGAAACAUUUUAUAAUGACCUCAAUGUCAGUACUAGAGGUGUAACUGUUUAUGGCACAGAAAGGCCUCUCCAUGGGAAGAUAGAGAUCUCCAUGACUCCAAGAAGCGACAUGUUUGUUGGCCCUGUGAUCAAUGCUGGGGAAAUCUUACGAUUUUUGCCUAUAAACAGAAGGACUCUUGCUAGAGAUGCAAUGGUGAUGGAAGAGCUAGUGAAAAGCCUGAAGAACUUACCUCGGGAUUGGAUUGGAGAUCCUUGCCUGCCUAAGGCACAAUCGUGGACUGGAGUUACUUGCACAGGAGGAGACCAAGUUCAAAUUGUAACCUUAAAUUUAACAGGCUUAGGGGUCUCCGGGUCACUGCCCAACGAUAUAGCCAAAUUAUCUGCCGUUUCCAGCAUGUGGUUUCCAGAUAAUCAAAUUUCAGGUCCAAUUCCAGAAAUGACCACAAUGAAUUCCCUGGAAUCGCUGCAUUUGGAGAACAACCAAUUGGAAGGAUCAAUUCCUCAAUCCCUGGGCCAACUUCCUAAACUAACUGAACUAUUUCUCCAGAACAAUCAACUCACAGGAGGCAUUCCAAGUAGCCUAACAAAGCGAAAUAAUCUAAAUAUGCAGGUCUCUGGGAAUAGACUGUCACCUGAGGCUAUGUAAUGCCUUUGAAUGUGGAGAUGAAAAUUACUUAACAAGAUGCAAGUACAAGGAGAGCAAGAGGGCUAGACACUAUUUACUCGAUUCCUAUUUUCAUCUAGACUUGUAACAGUUGAAAGGUGUAAAAGAGUGCAUAAUCAUGUUGUAACUUGUAAAUUAGUCGUCGUUAUAUGUUCAUUAAUUUGUUGUUAUAAUUUAAUCUAUUU
Daucus carota subsp. sativus is the source of this 1862-nucleotide messenger RNA. Its product is annotated as probable LRR receptor-like serine/threonine-protein kinase At1g67720. The transcript is spliced from 9 exons. Lineage: Eukaryota; Viridiplantae; Streptophyta; Magnoliopsida; Apiales; Apiaceae. The record is from RefSeq and is a predicted model, not a curated record. The coding region runs from base 115 to 1659 and encodes 514 amino acids. Gene Ontology annotation, molecular function: protein binding.